Messenger RNA from Eremothecium gossypii ATCC 10895, 426 nucleotides. It is a transcript of the gene IGD1, whose product is annotated as Igd1p. The coding region runs from base 1 to 426 and encodes 141 amino acids. The transcript has a single exon. Lineage: Eukaryota; Fungi; Ascomycota; Saccharomycetes; Saccharomycetales; Saccharomycetaceae. The record is from RefSeq and is marked provisional.
AUGUCGGCCCCCAGCGAGGACUUUACCUGCCUAGACGAGCCACCGGCGCCACAGAGCACCCCAUUGGCUUGCGUCUCCCAGUUCUCGCGGUUCCCCACCAGCCACUACCGGGACGAGCUUUUGUCACGCGACAGAUCUACGGCCGCUGGUCUUCCCAAGUCAUCCGUGGCUAGUGGCGCGGAUCACCCCCAGGCGAUCGAGAACAUGGUGCAACCGCGGGCGUCUCCUCGACGGCUACAAGACUUGCUCCGCUCUGCCAGCGCAGACGCCCUUGUGGCGGAAGAGCAUGAAAACGAGUCGCACACCCAGCAACAAGCUCAAGACUCCCUGACCGGACGCGACCGGCCUCUGUUGAAAAGACGGCCCUCGCUAUAUGAAGACUUCAAGAAGAAUGUUUAUCAACGAUUGCACAUGUUCAGUAAAUAA